Messenger RNA from Haemonchus placei, 435 nucleotides. The record is from the annotation of a GenBank genome assembly. Lineage: Eukaryota; Metazoa; Nematoda; Chromadorea; Rhabditida; Trichostrongylidae.
AUGGCUGCUUCUUGCUGGAUUUUUUCUAGUUUUGAUAGGUCUACACUUUGUUUGCAGGCUGCUGUAUUCUCGGAAGAUUUCUCUAGAUUUGUACUUUAUUUGAACGAGACCAUAAAUUGCCAACACAAAAAUGAAUAUGAAGAUCUGCUCAAGGAAAUCAACGAAGUGCUAAACGAAAUUCAUGGAAAAGUGCAGGAAAUUAAACGUAUGAUGAAAGUUGUUGAAUUGCGAAAGAUUUUUGAUGAAUUCGUGCCAUUGCUAAACCGAACAUUAGAUGCCAAAGGUCAUGCGAAAGCGUACUCUGAGGAAGAUAUCAGAGAAUUUUUUGGACCUCUCAUUGUGAGAUUGAAUUUCCUUGAAAGCAACCUCUCUCAUUGUGAGAUUGAUUCUCCUUUCAUUGAAAGGUUGACGAUAAUUUUGGUAUACCCUUUAUGA